CGCGCGCCUAGACGCCGUGUGUAGCAGGAGGCUGGAAAAAUGGUGAACAUUCCCAAAGCGAAGAAGACUUUCUGCAAGAAGUGCAAGAAGCACGCGCCUCACAAGGUGACGCAGUACAAGACUGGCAAGGCCAGCCUUUACGCGCAGGGUAAGAGGCGUUACGACCGCAAGCAGAGUGGCUUCGGUGGUCAGACCAAGCCCGUGUUCCACAAGAAGGCUAAGACCACGAAGAAGAUCGUGCUCAUGCUUCAGUGUAACACGUGCAAGUCGCGUUGCAUGCACCCGAUCAAGCGGUGCAAGCAUUUCGAGAUCGGCGGCGACAAGAAGUCCAAGGGCGGGCUGUUCCAGUAAGCGCGCGCGCACUGGGGGGGGGUUCGGUGUGGCAACUGCGGCGGUUCGUUCUCGAGUGCGCUUAGGAGCGCGGGUCGACCUUACGCGACGACGGUCCUCGGAGGAGCGAACAGAACGCGGGCGCCAAACUUCGGUUGUAAUCUGCACAGGAGUAGAUUCACGCGAC
Messenger RNA from Micromonas pusilla CCMP1545, 517 nucleotides. RefSeq lists its product as uncharacterized. Gene Ontology annotation, cellular component: ribosome; cytosolic large ribosomal subunit. Gene Ontology annotation, biological process: translation. The coding region runs from base 40 to 351 and encodes 103 amino acids. Gene Ontology annotation, molecular function: structural constituent of ribosome. The transcript is spliced from 4 exons. NCBI's taxonomy places the organism in Eukaryota, Viridiplantae, Chlorophyta, Mamiellophyceae, Mamiellales, Mamiellaceae. The record is from RefSeq and is a predicted model, not a curated record.